Alternaria metachromatica is the source of this 600-nucleotide messenger RNA. RefSeq lists its product as uncharacterized. The coding region runs from base 1 to 600 and encodes 199 amino acids. Lineage: Eukaryota; Fungi; Ascomycota; Dothideomycetes; Pleosporales; Pleosporaceae. The transcript has 2 exons. The record is from RefSeq and is a predicted model, not a curated record.
AUGAAAGUUGCAGACUUCCCCGAAGCGGAAGGUGCAGACCUUGUUCGAAUUGGAAGUGCAGACUUCCCCGAAGCCGGGAGUGCAGACUUCCAAGACGUUUCAAGAACAGGAAGUGCAGACUUCCGGGGUGUCCAAGGUGCAGACCAUGGCGUUGUAGAGGGUUUGAACAACGAAGACGAUAUGCUCUUCGAGUUGUCCGAAUUCCAAGAGUUGGCAGAUAUCGAGGACUUCCCGAUGGAGAACGCCGAUGAGGUCCACGAGAGAUCGCAAGCGGGUGAAGCCGAGGGGGAUGAGGGCGAUUCCGAGAAUGGUGACGCAGCGAGCGUGAUUCAGGGUUUCCAAGCACCCCUACGCAAUGUCGGUCCACCCACAAAUCGAGGCAAGAAAGACCGCCGAGCAUUUGAGUUGCCCAUCCGCGUAUGGAUUCCUAGCAAUGCCUCCCAAGGUGCCUGGCAUCCAAUCGACACGCUGAGCAACGCAAUCCAAGCCAAGCUUCUGAAGAAGCUGAACGAGGUGCUGCGAACGAAGAAGUCUAAGCCCCUCUGGGCUCGCUGGACCGAUCCUAUCAACGCUCCUUCGCAUUACAACCAAUGUACGUGA